GAAAAAUUCAGAAUUUUAAUAAAAAAUGUGAAUUUUUUGAGCCUGUGGUUUUGUUCACAAACUAGUUUCACUUCUACAGUGUGGCCUAAGCCCGUACAUCAAGGAUAAACUUCGCGGGCGACGAUUUAUGUACAUCGAACCAACCAACUUCACUGCCAAAAAAAAUUCUUCAGGUGAAGCUAUCUAUAUUGGGAUCACUACUAUUGUCAUGCGUGACCUAAAGGAAUGCUUAAUAGAUCUCUUGCGAUCGAAGGGCAUAUCGAUGGCAGAGCGAAGCACAACACAAUCGACAGACAGAAUAUCACAAGCACAUCAUUUGGAUAUUGAAAUAAGUGCAGGGCGAAGUGCUGCUAAUUCAUCUUUUGCAGGAUAUGCCGUUCACAAUUCUCAAGAGCUUGCUGCGGGGCCUAUAAUCCACUUUAAUGAAAACCUUUCAAUGGCACGAAAAGCGGAUAUGACAAAUUUCCCAUUGUGCUCUUCGAGAAUUAAAGAGCUGGAAAUAAGUUUAGAGAACGAUGAAAGAGAUUUAAUAUCUGUAGAAGAUUGGAACGACUCGAUGCCGAAGAAAAAGAUUAACAAUAGUCAAGAUUGUAUAUACAAAGCGCUAACCGACCUAGAAUUAAGUAAAAAUACAUCCGAAGAUCUUAGCGACGGCGGAACUCUGCUUGAUUCUUUUUGCACUCUUUGUACGUCGUCAUUCAGUUAUGCUAAUUGCUAUCCGUACAGUGAGGAUUCCUUCUCUGGCUCAAAUUUUGACGGCAAUUCAUUCACGAAAUACAGCAGAAAGUAUACAAAAGCAUCAGAAAGACGUGAUCUCAUUUCGGUGAUCAGCAGAAGUGUUAGCAGGAACUUAGGUAACGCUGCCAGCUGCCCAAUCCAGAACGACAACCAGAUGCAUUCACACCAAUUAGACUCGCAUGACUCCACGGGAAGUAUUUCUUCCAUUGAAAGGCCUAAUGGAGGCGCAUUAGCUUUACAUUAUGCGGCAGCACGCGGCUGUUUAGACUGUGUACAAUUGCUGGUUGGAGCAUCAGCUGAUAUUUG
Molecule: messenger RNA, 1044 nt
Organism: Rhagoletis zephyria (snowberry fruit fly)
Lineage: Eukaryota; Metazoa; Arthropoda; Insecta; Diptera; Tephritidae
Product: espin protein forked
Molecular function (GO): protein binding
Source: RefSeq, a predicted model, not a curated record